Messenger RNA from Trichomonas vaginalis G3, 1404 nucleotides. RefSeq lists its product as uncharacterized. The record is from RefSeq and is a predicted model, not a curated record. Bases 1 to 1404 code for a protein of 467 amino acids. The transcript has a single exon. NCBI's taxonomy places the organism in Eukaryota, Parabasalia, Trichomonadida, Trichomonadidae.
AUGUGUCUUGAGGCUGAUAUAAAUCGCUUAAAUGGUAGAAUUUAUAAUAGUUAUGUUGAAAGGAAGAAUCUAGAAAAAGAGUCAAAUCAAAUAGCAUAUAUGAUUGAAAUAGCAAUGAAAAAAUCUAACGAAAUGUCUCAAAAGCUCGCUGCAAUUCAACAAGAAAAUUUUAUGGCAAUGCAGCAGCUACAAGAUCUAUUAUCUAAGACAACUCAAUAUCCAAAACCUAAUAUAGAAACAAAAUUCCGUCUAAAUGAAGCCCAACAAAAGUAUAACGUAUUAAUACAAAAACAAAGAGAAGUCGAUCAAACUUUUCGAAAUACCGGACCAAUAGAUUCUUUAUCUACUGAGAGUGUUGAAGAAGUUACUCUUUUCGAUACUCAAAAUCUGAGAAUCUCAGAACAGAUUACGAAACUAAAUGAUAAAGUAGAUAACGCGCUUACUUCGAUAUCAGAGAAUGAUUCUAAACUCGUUAUAUCUGAAACAGAAUUUCCUGAAUUUAUGGAUACUGUAAAAGAAGAUAUCAAAAUAUUUGAAGGCGCCAUAUCGUGGGAUACAGUGAAGCAUGAACUAUCACGAAUUAUGGAAGGGUUCGAUUUAAAUCAAUAUGCAAUUACUGAUUAUAUCGGUCCUCUUCCUAAAACUAGCAAAGAACUCAGAGAAACACUUUAUAAUAUUGAAGUUUCUAAGGAUAAUAUUCUGACUCUUCUUCAAAAACAGGCUGUUGCUGAUCAACAAAUGGAAGAUGCAAAAAAAGAAUUGGAAUUAGCUCAAAGUCAGCUUGCCAAUGAAGAAUUACGCUCUGAAAAAGCAAUAUUUCAGGAAUCAGAAAUCAACAUUGAUAUAGAACACUGUGAUACACAAAUAAAUUCCAAAAGAAAAGAAAUCGAGAGAAUUCAAUCAGUAAUACAAUCAACAAGCAAAAGUAAUGGCCAGCAAUCACGUCUCAAAAACGAUCUUCAACAUAAUUUAAAUGAUUUAAUGAUGAAAGAAAAACCUGAAAUUAUUCAAUUAAAUAAUGAAGUUGAACAAUGGAGAGUUUCACUCAAAAACAUCACAGAUCGAUUGGAUGCAACUGAAGAGGACCUCCAAAUAAGAGAAGAAAAACUGAAAACACUUACAGAUGACAAAACAAUUAGAGAAAUGAUCAGAAUGAAAGAAAAAAAGGAGAAACUUGAGAAGAAAAUAUCGUUAUUAAAACAUGCCAUAAAGAAAGAAGAUAAGCCGACAGAAGAUUUCGCUCAGAUUUGUGAACAAAAUGAAUUGAAAAAGAGAACAUUAACCGAGCAAAUAGAAAAGCUAGAGCGACAGCACAAAGAUGAGCAAAUUGCCAUCAAAGACUUGUCUUCAUAUUCUGAUUCUUUAACUGCAUUUUUGCGAGAAAACAAGAAAAAUAAGAUAUAA